UUUCUUCUGCCACAGAGCGAGUGAGCUAGCUCCCCUGCGAGCGCCGUGGGCACAGCCGGUUCCUCUCCAGCCAGCACCGCGGACACAGCCGGUCCCCCCACAGCCAGCGCCGCGGACACAGCCGGUUCCCGCACAGCCGGCGCCGCGGACACAGCCGGUCCCCCCACAGCCGGCGCCGCGGACACAGUCGGUUCCCCCACAGCCGGCGCCGCGGACACAGCCGGUCCCUCCACAGCCAGUGUCGCGGACACAGCCGGUUCCCCCACUGCCAGCGCCGCGGACACAGCCGGUUCCCGCACAGCCAGCGCCGCGGACACAGCCGGUCCCUCCACAGCCGGCACCGCGGACACAGCCGGUCCCCCCACAGCCAGCGCCGCGGACACAGCCGGUUCCCCCACAGCCGGCGCCGCGGACACAGCCGGUCCCUCCACAGCCAGCGUCGCGGACACAGCCGGUUCCCCCACUGCCAGCGCCGCGGACACAGCCGGUUCCCGCACAGCCAGCGCCGCGGACACAGCCGGUCCCUCCACAGCUGGCACCGCGGACACAGCCGGUUCCCCCACAGCCGGCACCGCGGGCACAGCCGGUUCCUCCACAGCCAGCGCCGCAGACACAGCCGGUUCCCGCACAGCCGGCACCGCGGGCACAGACGGUCCCUCCACAGCCAGCGACGUGGGCACAGCCGGUCCCUCCACAGCCAGCGCCGCGCAGGCACUGCCAGCCCCUCCCCAGCGAGCCCCGGAGCUGCAGCCGGCUCCCAGAUGGCCCAGAGCGUUGUUUAUGCCGACCUGAAGUUCGUGAAGGCCCCUGUGGGGAGCAGCGUGUGCUCCAGGUCGCGGGAGGCAGCGCCCGCAGACGAGGAGGAGGCAGAGCUCACCUACGAGAACAUCCAGCUGGCCCAGCCUGGGGAGGUGAGGCGGGGGCAAGGGGCGGAGCAGAGCAAAGAGCCCUGGUGGAGCACACGGUACCUGCCCCUCGGCUUGCUGGGGACCUGCCUCUUCCUCCUGGCCACCACCAUCGGCCUGGGGGUGCGCUACUGGCAGGUUUCCCAGCAUCUGCAGCAGGCGUCCCGAGCGCACGAGGCCGAGAGCAGCCGCCUCUCCCAGCAAGUCAGCACCAAGGGGGCGACCCUGGCACAGACGGCGAGGGAGCUGGAGCAGGCCAGGCGGGAGCUGGAGCAGGCCAGGCAGGAGCUGGGGCAGGCCAGGCGGGAGCUGGGGCAGGCGAGGCAGGAGCUGGAGCAGGCCAGGCGGGAGCUGGAGCAGGCCAGGCGGGAGCUGGGGCAGGCGAGGCAGGAGGAGAACAGCAGCCAGGAGCAGCUGCGACAGCGGGAGGCCGCGUUAGAGGGAACGAAGGAGGAGCUGACGAGGGUACAGGAGGAGCAGAGAGAAAUUAAAGAGAAGCUGAACCAAACGGAGAGCGCCCUGUCCAGCAUCCACUCCUGCGAGCAGACAGGCUGCUGCCCGGCGCAGUGGGUGUUGUACAGAGGAAAGUGCUUGUUCGUCUCGAAGGAGAAGGUGACUUGGCAGAAAAGUAAAGAAGAGUGUGAAAUGAACUCUGCUCGGCUUCUUAUCACCAAAUACUGGUGGACAAUGCCGAAUUUUCUGAAAAAUACUUAUGUCCAGUACUGGAUUGGACUAGUCUGGAAUAAGGAAACACAGUGGCAGUGGAAGUGGGUUGAUAACUCACCCUUUGAAAAAGACUUGAGCUAUCCGAGUUACGGCUAUAUGUCGUGUGGAGCAAUAAGAAAUGGCGUCAUAAACAGGGACUCGUGCUACGAUCGAAAGCCAUGGAUCUGUGAGAAGGCACCCAGCCAGCCCAGCCCAGCCGGACGCUGGUUUCCUUAGAGUCCCUGGAGGGACAAUCAGUGAGAGCCCUACCGGACAGUCCUCUCCCAUUGCGCCAGGCUCGGCUCCUGUGUCGUCUUCCUGCCCUGCUCCCAGUGCCGAGGACACAGCACCCGAGGGCCGGCUCCACCAGCAUCGCCUGCUCCACACUCAGCCUUGCCCCCUGCCUGGGGGGCAGGGCCCCUGCUCCGGCCUGGAGCCCGGCCUCGCUCCCGGCAGGUGCCAGCUCGCGCACUGGGCAGGGCAGGGUGCUCGCAGCAAAGGGCUGGGGGCGUCAUGCCCAGGAAAAGAGCUGCCGGCCAUCAGCACACAGCCAGCCCCCUUCCCGCACAUGGGGCUGGGUUCCAUGGGGGCGAGCGGCCACUAAAUGCCCCAGUGGGGCAGGCUCCGGGGAGGGGCGCCCAGAGCUCUCCCCACGGCUGCCGACACCUGCCAGCAGGGCAGGAGCAGGGAGCUGUGCUCUGCCCCACAGAUCCUCCUGCAGCCCCUGGCUAUGGGCAUGGGCCCAUGCAGGGCAAGCGGCCUGCCCCUUUCUAACGGUGGCGGGCUCCCACGCAGGCCGGGUCACUCGUGCGGGGUGAUUUCUGCUGCCCACAGCCCGGCGUGGCUGGGGUUGGGGCGCUGCCCAGCCUCUGGGGCUGCAGAGCAGUGACCCAGAGCACCCAGGGCUGGUCCCAGGCCCAGCUGUGCCCGGGGGUGUCAGCACCGGGCCUGGGGCACAGCCCUCGCCGCCCCGCCUUCCGCACCCGGCGUUUGAUGGGUGAGCCCAAGACGGCCCCCCCGGUCCUGCCCCCGGCCUUCAGAGACACAACACGCCCCCCCCCCCCCCACA
This is a messenger RNA of Chelonia mydas (Green sea turtle), 2679 nucleotides long. Its product is annotated as B-cell differentiation antigen CD72-like. The transcript has 8 exons. The coding region runs from base 762 to 1847 and encodes 361 amino acids. NCBI's taxonomy places the organism in Eukaryota, Metazoa, Chordata, Testudines, Cheloniidae. The record is from RefSeq and is a predicted model, not a curated record. Gene Ontology annotation, cellular component: plasma membrane. Gene Ontology annotation, molecular function: transmembrane signaling receptor activity.